Messenger RNA from Paraglomus brasilianum, 500 nucleotides. The record is from the annotation of a GenBank genome assembly. Lineage: Eukaryota; Fungi; Glomeromycota; Glomeromycetes; Paraglomerales; Paraglomeraceae.
AUGUCUUUAUCAAAGCCAACGAGCAGUAGCACAACAAGUGGAAGACCCACCCUUCCUCAAGCGUAUGGGUACCUCACGAUCGUUCAAUCUGGCACUGCUAUCGUCUUUUCCACCGUCCUGGUAACGCAUUUAUCAGCUAUUGCAUUAGCCAACUUUGGCGGUAUUCAUUUGACAAACAAAGCCAUCAUUCUUGGUCGCGUCUUUUAUCAAAAUCGACUGCUUGAACCCAUUGUUGUGUUUGGAGCCUUCUGGGGACAUGUAUUAUCAGGAUUAGCUAAAAGAGGAAUAAAGCUGUAUUGGAAAUAUAGAAAGGCCGAUGUACGAAAGUUGUAUGGAGAAGUAUAUGAGAAAGUAGAAAAGAUUGUGGAGGACGAGACGAAUGAGCAAGGAGUUGUUGUUAGACAAAAGAUUACCACCAAGACGACAACGACAAUCACCAGUUCUUACCUCUCUCGAGCGAGUGCUUUGUUACUUCCAUUCCAUAUUCUAACCGGAUACCU